ACUGCACUAUACAAGACAGGAGCCCUGACAUCCUGGGAAUUCCAGGAUAAGAACCACCUCUCUGGGAAAGAGCAUACAGAUCCCAGGAAGUACAUUCACCCAGUCAGUGGGAAUGGCGAGUGUUUCAUCAACAGUAAAUAGCUGGUCUGAAAACCUGAACCCUCCACAACUUGUGAGGGAUUUGGGUUUACAGGAUCAUUAUCCUCACAAACUGUCAUUGACGUCCAUGCGGGAGGUAUCCUGGGGUAAACUGGACGACAACAAACCAACUCGACCAGAAGAUAUUCCUUGGCGAUUUCUCCAAAGGAUCCUCUCAGCUAAUUCACUGGCGAGGAAUCCUGAAUGGCCCCCUGCUCAGUCCUUGGAAGACAAGAAAGAUGAUGUUGAAGAUUUCAACGAUUUCUUUGAAGUGAAAGGGCCAGAGACUUCUGGGAUUAACCCUCUGGAUAUCAUUGCUGCCAUUUUCCUCUGUGCCGACCAUUCUCUCCAGCAGGAAUUGAUGCUGAAAAUGUCUCUGUGCCAACUUGCAUUACCCUUUCUGCUGCCGGAAGGGCACAGUUACCCCAGGGACAAGGUGAGGGGACCCAUGGAAGGACCUGGUGCCACCCUUCUCCUCUGGGCCAUGAGGCCCAUUGUUAAAAUGUGGUGCCCACAAUCUCCCACAGGGAGCAGCCGCGUUGUGGAGAUGCCCAUCGUGACAGCAACCGUGCCAACUGUCUCCUUCCUCAGACUCGGAAGGUGCACGGUGUCCAAAUCCAAACUCCUCAAUCUCACCUUGAGCCAGACCAAGCUGCAGCAGAACAUCUUCCUGCACUCCGGUAUGGAAUGUGGGAAUGUGCCCCGUAGGAUAUCGGAUGGGAUGGCUGAGAUCAGCUGGUAUCUACCUUCUGGGAAGAGCAACACGGACAUUUUCCCGGAGGCUGCUGCAUUCAUCAACCUCCGAGGUGAUGCUGAAACGUACCAGCGACACACUCGGUUUCUGGCAAAAGUCUCUGCUGCUCUCUUUAUUUUCAUUGACGUUAUCGGUGAGAAGGAAAGAGAAUUCCUCACCUCUCUCGCACAAUCACCGGCAAAACUCUUUCUGAUAGUGAACACUAACAUCAGUCAGCAACACAUCACCCCUGGGCAGGUAAAGAAACUGUUCAAAGAUCUGAAGUUACAACCUCAACAAUGCAUUGUUCGGACAAAUGUAAACAAGACCAAAUUUGUGGAAAAACUUUGUUUUCAGGUAAAACAAGUGAUUCUAAUGAGUGACAGGGACCAGAGCUUCCUGAGUCUGGAACAAAUGGGUGACAGUGCGAGAGAAAGUGGGAUUCAGGUCGAUGAACAUCAGCCUGAAAUACAACGGGCCAAGGACCUGACCAAAAUACUGGGCAGUCUUAACCCUGCAGACAUCAUUGGGUAUAAAAAGAGAGUGCUGCCCUUUCAUGGAGAGCCCUGGCAAGGACUGACUAAAGUUGAGAAAGAAAAGUCUCGGAUGAAACUCCGUGGGGACAGAACCACAGAGAAGUAUAACCAGGAGUUGGACCAAGACAAGAAUAGAAUCCGGGAUGCUCAGCUCACACAGAGCCUGUCGGUGGAGAUGAAGAUAUUCAUUGACCAUCUCACCUGUCCUGGUGGGGAUGACAGGGCCAUUUCCUUGCAGUGGCUGAAGCUGAUGCUGGACAGUAAAUCAAGGGAAAUCAUGGCAGGAUUGCGCAGGGAUUAUAAAGAACUGAGCAAACACUCAAAGCAGAAGGUCAAGGAGCUGAAGGACGUGGAUCAGAAGAUGACUGAUAGUUCCCUGGGACUUGAGCACUUCAUGAGGGAACUGGGCCAGGUUUAUGAACUCUCAGUGACACAACACAACAUCAAGCAACAAACACAGAUCCACCCACAUGUGCUUCAGUUACCGGGUGUUGCUGCUGAACUGUUGCUGGAUGGGUUCCCACUGGAGCUCAUUGAUGGAGACGUCUCCAACGUUCCUGUUUCAUGGAUCACUGCUGUACUGGAAGCAGUGGCCGAGAAGGUGGGACGUGCUUCCCGAGUGUUUGUGCUGACAGUAAUUGGAGUUCAGAGCACAGGCAAGUCCACGCUCCUCAAUACAAUGUUCUGUUUGCGGUUUGCUGUGAGCAGCGGCCGAUGUACUCGAGGGGCCUACAUGCAGCUGAUGAAGGUCACAGAGGAGCUGGGCUGUGACUUCAUCCUGGUCAUUGACACGGAGGGGCUGAGAGCUCCAGAACUUGCAACACUAACAGACAGCUACGAACACGACAAUGAGCUGGCAACAUUCGUGGUGGGAUUAAGCAACAUAACGUUGGUAAACAUAGGCAUGGAAAACAUCGCAGAGAUGAAAGAUAUUUUACAGAUUGUUGUUCAUUCCUUACUCCGCAUGAAACUGACGGGGAAAAGACCAAAGUGUAUAUUUAUCCACCAGAAUGUUGGAGAUGUGAGUGCACAUGAUCACAAUCUGAGAGGCCGUCAGAAACUACUGGAACAGCUGGAUAAGAUGACAGAGGCUGCAGCAAAACUGGAGAAGGUGGAUGGAGUAACGUUCCGUGAUGUGAUGGACUAUGAUGCUGACAAGGACAACUGGUACAUCCCUGGUCUGUGGCAAGGUACACCCCCAAUGGCUGCCGUCAACACUGGCUACACUGAACACGUCUUCCAACUGAAGAAGAGUCUCAUUCAAUGUUUACUCAAAGGGAAACUAGAACAAGGAGCUUUCACAAUCCCAGACUUUACCAAAUGGAUGACUGGCCUUUGGGAGCAGGUGAAACAUGAGAAUUUUAUUUUCAGCUUCCAGAACAGUCUAGUCGCAGAGGCUUACAACCAGCUCUCUGUGAAGUACAAGGACUGGGAGUGGGAGCUCCACAAAUUCAUACAUUAUUGGGGAAACAAGGCUGAAAACACAGUAAACAAUGCCAGUGGUGACCUCAACCUACUGCUCCAAACACUGGAACGUGAGAUCAGGAUGGAGAUUAACAAAAGGGAGGGUGAGACUCUGGAUAAACUAAAAGCUCUGUUUGAAAGUGGGGCUGAUAACGUGCAGCUGAUGGAGAAAUACAGGGAGGAAUUCAAGCUCAGUAUCUCCAGUUUAUGCAGACGGCUUCAGGAUGUUUCAAUACACAGAUGUAAGGAUGCUGUGAACAGAUGUGUGGGACUGCAGGAAGUGGAUGAUAGUUGGAAUAAAUGUCACAAGAAGAUCGAACAACAGGUCAAGGAGCUUUUAUUAAAGUGUAAAGGAGCAAAUCAGGUGUUGGGUGACGAGGAACUGCAAACUGCCUUUGGAAAGAUGUGGCAACACACACUGUCACAGCUGGACUAUCAGCCCUGUAGAGAAAGAAACAUUGAACUGGAGAUUGAAAAUCUUCUCAGAGAGAACACAGCAACUCAAGGGAGGGUGAUUAAUGAAAUGCUAAAAAGAAAAUCUCUCUGUAAACAGGGAACUCAGUGCUUUCAAAUUGAAGGGAAACACAUCAACACGACAUGGAUGAGACGUGCUAAAACCACAAUUGGGAUAUCCUCGCACCAAUCAGAUGUUAUUCAGGCAGCAAUGAUAACACAGUCCCUAGAGGAUCAAUGCCAUCAAUGGAUCAGUGACAUCACAAAAAUGGACAUGGAUUAUGACAAUAGAUAUUGUAUUGAUCUUUUGAAUAUUAUAGAGGAGAAAAUUAACAAUAUUUCACACCCAAACUUCACAAUGAGUGAGGAAUUCAGGGCUGAGUUUAAACUUCACCUGUGUGGUUUCGCUGUACAAAGAUUCCAAGAGAUGCAGACGAGGUUCAUAAAGAAACACGACCCGCGGCAAAGACUGGAAAACAUGAAGGGUCAAUACUUUGAUCUCUUCAUGGAUAUUUACACAGAGCAGGAUGCGAACCAGAGACAAGCAGAACGGUUUGCAAUGUCUUUCCUCAACAUCAUGGAUGAUAUGAAACAAAAUGACCCUGAGAGAAAGUACAGUCUCCGCAACAACUUCACUGUGGCCCUCCUGGUGCACUUGAAACAAAGGGAUACAUUUGAUGACUAUUACCGGUAUAUCACUGACCUUGAGAAUUUGGCCAAAGACUGGCUCCAUCACCAGGUUAUUGAACACUGCAAGACACAACGUGAUGGAGAGAGCACGUUUACCCGUCUGGCUAAAGGAAUCCUCACACAGAUCACUGGGAAAGCUAAAGAGAUUGUUGAGGAUGCAGUGAUGCAGAACUUUGCUGGAAAUGUUCAGAGCUUCCUGGACAUGUUUGUUGAAAAGUUAAAGACCAGGAUCUCAAUGCCCAAAGAUGAAAUGAAACUCGUUAUGUUUCACAGUGACGGUGAUGGCAAGAAAUGGGCAGAAGCAGUUCUGUCAUCUAUUGAAGACGUGGAGCAGAGACUCCUCAGUGAGGUAACAGGCUGGGAUGUCCAAGCAAAGAUUGAAGAAUUAUCCAUUAAACCCAGGGAUGAGUUGUUCAAAGGGUUAUUCAAUUGUACUAAGAAAUGUCCUUUCUGUGGGGUUUUCUGUGAUUCAGAGACCCCGGUACAUUCACAGCACUCUUGUAAGCAGCACAGACCUGAAGGUCUUAGUAGAUAUCGCUCCAUGAAGAGCAAACGUCUUGUAACUGACGUCUGCACAGCUUUAGUCGCAGGUAAUGGAUCAUUUAGAAAUGACGACAAUAAUUGGGAAUUGAAACCUUACAAGGAUUACCAAACUGUCAAUGAUUACUACAAAUCCUGGACCAUCCAGCAGGAAAUUUCCGCACAGGCAGCAUCCUAUUGGAAGAACGUUUUCUACACUUUCAAUGAGCAGUUUGCUGAAAAAUAUGGAGUAAAACCUGCAGAGAUCGAUGAAGGCUGGGACAUUGACUGGUAUGUAGUGAGGGGAGAUCUGAAUAAGACGUAUAACACAAAUAUUCAGUCUUGGUGAGGUGCCUUUA
Amblyraja radiata (thorny skate) is the source of this 4892-nucleotide messenger RNA. RefSeq names its product up-regulator of cell proliferation-like. The record is from RefSeq and is a predicted model, not a curated record. NCBI's taxonomy places the organism in Eukaryota, Metazoa, Chordata, Chondrichthyes, Rajiformes, Rajidae. Gene Ontology annotation, molecular function: GTP binding. The transcript is spliced from 2 exons. The coding region runs from base 113 to 4882 and encodes 1589 amino acids.